Marasmius oreades (fairy-ring Marasmius) is the source of this 865-nucleotide messenger RNA. RefSeq lists its product as uncharacterized. The annotation marks the transcript as partial. The record is from RefSeq and is a predicted model, not a curated record. Gene Ontology annotation, cellular component: small-subunit processome; nucleolus. The transcript is spliced from 4 exons. NCBI's taxonomy places the organism in Eukaryota, Fungi, Basidiomycota, Agaricomycetes, Agaricales, Marasmiaceae. Gene Ontology annotation, biological process: rRNA processing.
AACACAACUAUGACCUCCUCACUCCGAAAUUCCAUUCACAGGCGCAACCACAAAGAGCGGUCGCAGCUCGCUCACCGUGCUAAACUUGGACUUCUAGAGAAGCAUGCUGACUAUGUCAAACGAGCAAGAGACUACCAUUCAAAACAGGAUCGUUUGACGCGCCUGAAACAGAAGGUUGCAGAGAGAAAUAAGGAUGAAUUUUACUUUUCGAUGGCGAGGGAGAAGACGAAGGGAGGUGUUCAUGUGAAAGAUAGAGGGAAUGUCGCCCUACCGACGGACAUGGUCAAGGUACUCAAAACUCAGGAUGAAAACUACGUUCGAACAAUGAGAGCUUCAAAUAUGAAGAAAAUAGACAAAAUCAAGAACCGGUUGUCCAGUAUCAUUGAUAUAACAGGUCCACAGGGCAAAACUCUCGAUGAGGAAGCCAAAGAAGUGCUUCAACAAGCUGGUAUUCUUCCAAAGAGUAAGGGAAAACAACAGCAGAAGCGCCAUAUAGUUUUUGUCGAAGACUUUGCUUCUGUUCAAAGUUACAAACCCCCGCACGCAACAGCGAAACCUUCCGAUGAAGGCGUCAAUGAAGUUGAUAGGACUGAACCCACUGACCUAGGCUGGUCGCUACCAAACAGCCGUAAAGGCAAGCGUAAAGCUUCUUCGGUGGCUGUCGAUGGGGAACUCGGUGAUGAUCAUGACGACCUGAUGAGCGAUGAAGUCGAUGAACUGGAAGCGCCAGGAGAACACCGUACUAGACUGAUUAACGAACUCUCCGCCCGUCUUACUCGAGACCAGCAAUUGCGAUAUGCACAACGCGAGUUUGAGUUACAGCGGUUGAUGAUGGGGAAAGGUGCUCGCAAGAAAAUUCAAGGAG